Messenger RNA from Triplophysa rosa, 2977 nucleotides. RefSeq names its product CaM kinase-like vesicle-associated a (gene camkva). Gene Ontology annotation, biological process: peptidyl-serine phosphorylation. The transcript is spliced from 11 exons. NCBI's taxonomy places the organism in Eukaryota, Metazoa, Chordata, Actinopteri, Cypriniformes, Nemacheilidae. The record is from RefSeq and is a predicted model, not a curated record. Gene Ontology annotation, molecular function: calcium/calmodulin-dependent protein kinase activity; ATP binding; calmodulin binding. The coding region runs from base 232 to 1443 and encodes 403 amino acids. Gene Ontology annotation, cellular component: intracellular anatomical structure.
GGUAGAGAGACACAGAGAGAGAGCAAGAGAGAGAGCGCGCGCUCCUCGUGCGUUCGGAGUGCUGGUUUCUGGGUUGGGUAGAAGAGCGCGGACCAAGCGUUGCGGGCACGCGGAAUAUUGCCCCAAAUUAUCCACGAACUCAAACAACAGCAGACCCUCAAGAGAGGCUUCAGCAAAAACACCCCGUUUAAACAGAGUUUUCUUUGAAGCACGCAAAAAUCCGAAGCAGCCAUGCCAUUUGGCUGUUUGACGUUGGGAGAGAAGAAGGAUUAUAACAGUGCUUCAGAGGUCACUGAUAAAUAUGACCUGGGACAGGUAGUAAAAUCGGAGGAGUUUUGUGAAAUAUUCAGAGCGAAGGACAAAAACACGCUGAAAAUGUACACCUGUAAAAAGUUCCUGAAAAAGGAUGGGAGAAAAGUCCGGAAAGCUGCCAAAAAUGAGAUCCUCAUCUUGAAAAUGGUGAAGCAUCAUAACAUCCUCCAGCUGGUCGAUGUGUUUGAGACGAGAAAAGAGUACUUCCUCUUUCUGGAACUGGCCACUGGCAGGGAAGUGUUUGACUGGAUUUUAGACCAGGGCUACUACUCAGAACGCGACACCAGCAAUGUGAUGCGGCAGGUGCUGGAGGCUGUGGCUUAUCUCCACUCUCUUCACAUCGUUCACAGAAACCUAAAGCUUGAAAAUCUUGUCUAUUACAACCGCCUGAAGAACUCAAAAAUUGUUAUCAGCGACUUUCACCUGGCCAAACUGGAAAACGGUCUCAUUAAAGAACCAUGUGGCACACCAGAAUACCUUGCUCCAGAGGUGGUUGGCAGACAGAGAUAUGGUCGACCAGUGGACUGCUGGGCCAUCGGGGUGAUCAUGUACAUCCUAUUGUCAGGAAAUCCACCAUUUUAUGAUGAGACAGAUGAUGACGACUAUGACAAUCAUGAUAAAAAUCUAUUCCGGAAAAUUCUGUCUGGGGAUUACGAGUUUGACUCACCCUAUUGGGACGACAUCUCAGAUUCAGCAAAAAAUCUUGUUGCAUGUUUGAUGGAGGUGGAUCAAGACCAAAGACUGACUGCACAGGAAGCCAUCAACCACGAAUGGAUAUCUGGAAACGCUGCCUCAGACAAGAAUAUCAAAGAUGGCGUGUGUGCUCAGAUUGAGAAAAACUUUGCUAAAGCUAAAUGGAAGAAAGCUGUUCGUGUGACCACCAUGAUGAAAAGGCUCAGAGCUCCUGAUCAGAGCGAUUCUGGGGCCUCUAGUCCAGCACUAGGAGCGUCAGGAGGUCCUGUCAACCCCAGCACCACCCCUGUACCCCUGGCUGCCACACCAGUACUUCCUGGUAGUACACCAGUCAGCCAGGAUCACCCAGAAACCCACGGAGAGGAUGUUUCGGCUCCCGUACCGUGCAAUGGAGAGAUAUUAACAUCCCAGCAGCCUGGUGGGGAGAGCAGGGAGUAAUAGAAUGCCGAUACUAAGAAAUAUAGUGACACACAGACAAGCAUAUAUAUAUAAAUUCAUGUUAAAAACUAAAGGUGGAGCAAAGUUCACUUGUGCUUAGAAGCGUAAUCACCAUUAUACAUUUUCAUUUGUGAUGAAAUGCUUUAAUCUAGGAAACUUUAAAGAGUAAAGUCCCAGCCCAGUAACAGCAAUUUAAUAAUUUUUCAAAAUUGAAUAUUGUUAAAAGUUGAUUCAAAUCAUUCCUUCUCAAACCUUUGAUGUCAUCUUUUAAAGGGUGUUAUACAUAACAUGUCCCUGUUACUGGAUACAAUUUAUUAGACUUUAUCUUCAGCAGUUAUUAUAAAAUUCUGUUUCCAGCAUUUCUUUUGCAUUUAAAACAUUAUUCGUUACAGACCGGAAACUUGCCAGUGAGAAAAGAAAAUUUAAGCAGCUGAAUAUAUAUGUUGUACUUUUAUCUAAGUAUAUGCUUAAACUUUGCUUAUAAAAUAUUAUGAUGAGCUAACAUAAAAAAUAGAUAUAAUAUAAAAUAUUGUAUUAUUUAUUAUAUAUGGUAUCAAUGGCAACAGCAUAAACAAACGUUAUGUGGCCCAAACUUAACUUCCGGUAGACAUCCGCAAAGUAUCAAUUACCGUUGAGUAGUUUUGAUUAAAUUCAAUACAAUUGAUAUACAAUUAGAUAUUAAUAUUAAUUAAAUAUAAAACAAAUUGUUAUAUUAUAUCCAAAUAUAGACCGGAAGAUAAGGCACAUGUGUCUGAUGAAACGUCUAUAUUAAAAUAUUUAGUAAAAUCAUUUUUUGGUCAAUCUUAUAAUUACUAUAAGUAGCUGAUGAUUUUUAUAUUAAUAUAUUGUAAUACUGCCACUUCAUUCAAAUCCAUUUGUUAUUAUCAAUAUUAGCACGUAACCAUUAUCUUAUUUGCUGUUUUUCUACACUGUUGAAUCAACCUUUGCUCUCCUUUAUUAUUAUCUAACAAGAAUUAUGUAGCUGUUUUUAUUGAGUUUGCCCUUGUGUCUGUAUUCUGCACACUGUAUUUUUUACAGAAUAUAACUGGUUUCGUUUGGUCUGAUACGUUGAAGCCUAAAAGUUUCCAGAAGAUUCUAUUAAUUGCAGUACAAACUGGAAGCAAUAUGAAUAUUGCUGUAAUACUGUGAAACUGCCAUACAGGUGAUAAGAUGUUUCUGCCAUAUUCAUAUACAGGUAGCCAAGCAGUCUGCUCUUAAUGGUCGUUUGCAUUCUCAACAUGUUCUCAUAGCUGUACAUUGUGUAAAAUUAUUGUAUUCUGCCAAAACCCUGAAUUUGUUUAUCCUGUUCAUGUGCAGAAAGAUAUUUUAAGAUGUGUUUAGACUGUAAUUCUCAUUGUAGCUACAAGACAAGUGUUCAUAAUGGCCUAUUUAUUUGUUGUUUGUUUUAAUCUUUGUGAUUACAUUGAAUAUACUCAUCUUUGUAUAUAGCUGCACUGAGUUCUAAUGUUACCAUGUGUAUAACCCCAGUAUUGUAAAAGAAACUUUAAAGAAAUAAAUUUUUGUUUGACCCCUA